Messenger RNA from Doryrhamphus excisus (bluestripe pipefish), 8551 nucleotides. The record is from RefSeq and is a predicted model, not a curated record. NCBI's taxonomy places the organism in Eukaryota, Metazoa, Chordata, Actinopteri, Syngnathiformes, Syngnathidae.
UGUAAUACAGUACAUAAACUAGUGAUUUUGGAGUGGUGCUUGCCUGACUUUUUUGUGGUGUUUUUUUAAGAUGGCAUGACGAUACAAUUGGAAGUGUUAUUGUUGAAACUGCACACUUGACCAUUUGACUCAGUGGUGUAGUACCUGGACUGACCUGUGUGAGGCAGCAAUGUGCCGCAUGGUAUACAGUCGACUAAAAAGUUAGCUAGCAGUUAGCUUGUCUUCAACUCCAUUGUGGUGGAGACUUUUUGCUCACUCUUAAAUUAUACAGCAUGUAUGACACAUUAAUCCAUAAGAAUCACUUAGAAUUUGUUAAAUGUGCUUGAUUUAAAGUUCCGAGGUGACGUGUGGAAAACACUUUAGUGGUUUUCAUGUGACUCUCCCCGGAUAUGCUUCCCAAAAUGGCAGCACAGUCUGACAGCAGUCUACGUUGGGAUAUCCAGACUGUCCAGACACAUCCUCCAGGUCCACGGGGAGGACACAAAGGCCUUCCCAGGCCAGCAGUGAGACAUGAUCCCUCCAGGUGUCCUGUAGGUCUUCCACAGAGCCACCUUCCCCACCCACAACAUCACACUGGGGAGGCGUCCAGGAGGCACCCAGACACCCAAUGCUCCUCCCUACCAACCUGAAGGAUUCAAUUCAACGUCCUCCGACUGAGAAGCACGGACUCUGAUUUGGAGUGUCCUGUUAUUUCUACGCUAAAGUGACGGUGGCUGAACGGAGCAAUAGAUGCUAAUGUUACACGUGGUGUCAUUGCUAAGACACUGGAGGAAUGUACACUACACGAUAAGCAAUAUUCAAAACAAUGUACAUGAUGGACGGUGAGCUCAUCCAUCUACUCAAUGGUCGGAGGCUCGAUACAAACAUCGAUAUUAUCGAUACCAGGACCAGAAGACUGCAGAUCAGAAACAUUCCACCGCAUCUCCAGUGGGAAAUGUUGGAUGGCCUGUUGGCUCAGUGUGGAACUGUAGAGAACUGUGAACAAGUGAACACAGAAAGCGAGACGGCGGUGGUAAAUGUGACAUACGCAUCCCGAGAACAUGCCAGACAAGCCAUCCAGAAGCUGAAUGGAUACCAGCUUGAGAGCAACACCCUUCAUGUCUCCUACAUCCCUGAUGACAGCUCUGACCCGGAAGAAGACCACCGGGGGCCCGACAACGGCCGGCGCCCAGGGUACGGGCCCCGUAGUGGCCCCCGUGGUGGCUCCCCAAACUCUGGCAUGCCGAGCAAACUUCAGCACGCCGACAUCCCUCUGAGGCUUCUCGUGCCAACACAAUACGUAGGAGCCAUUAUUGGCAAAGAGGGAGCCACCAUCCGCAACAUCACCAAGCAGACGCAGAGCAAAAUCGACGUCCAUCGCAAAGAGAAUGCAGGCGCUGCUGAGAAGUCAAUCAGCAUCCAUUCCACGCCUGAGGGCUGCUCCGCCGCCUGCCAGAUGAUCCUAGACAUCAUGCAGCAGGAGGCCAAGGACACCAAGACCGCUGACGAGGUUCCUUUGAAGCUUCUUGCUCACAAUAACUUUGUGGGGCGCCUCAUCGGGAAAGAGGGACGCAACCUCAAAAAGGUCGAGCAGGACACCGACACCAAGAUCACAAUUUCACCUCUGCAGGAUCUGACACUUUACAACCCGGAAAGAACGAUCACGGUCAAAGGAUCCAUUGAAGCCUGCUGUCAAGCUGAGGUGGAGAUUAUGAAGAAGGUCAGAGAGGCCUACGAGAACGAUAUCGCUGCAAUGAAUCAACAGACUCACCUGAUACCUGGGCUGAACCUGGGAGCUUUAGGCCUCUUCCCGUCUUCCUCCAACAUGCCUCCACCGCCAUCGGGAAACCAAGUCCCUGGAACGCCAUACUCUUGUUUUGGGGUAACAAACUGCAUCCAAAACCACGUUAGACGGCUGUUGAACUGUUGUGUAAAGCACUUCCUGUUUGUGCGUAUAUGUCGUCAGGCUCCGGAGCAGGAGACGGUGCACGUGUACAUACCAGCACAGGCGGUGGGAGCCAUCAUUGGAAAGAAAGGGCAGCACAUCAAACAACUGAGUCGCUUUGCUGGGGCGUCCAUCAAGAUUGCCCCCGCUGAAACUCCAGAUUCUAAAAUGAGGAUGGUGAUCGUGACUGGACCCCCUGAAGCUCAGUUUAAGGCCCAGGGGCGAAUCUACGGUAAACUGAAAGAAGAGAACUUUUUUGGGCCAAAGGAAGAAGUCAAACUGGAAACUCACAUCAAGAUGGCGGCUGCUGCUGCAGGAAGGGUGAUUGGGAAGGGUGGCAAGACGGUGAAUGAGCUGCAGAACCUCACAGCAGCUGAGGUGGUCGUGCCCAGGGAACAGACGCCUGAUGAAAAUGACCAGGUCAUAGUCAAGAUUAUUGGACAUUUCUAUGCCAGCCAGUUGGCUCAAAGAAAGAUCCGAGACAUCCUGACUCAGAUCAAACAGCCACAGAAAGGCGGGGGAUGCCCCGCCCCACAAAACCAGGUCUUCUCAGAGCGCUGCAGCCCGACACAGGGACUGAAUCAAGACCACCAGCUGCGCAGAAAGUGAUGGUCGCAGCACCGCCUGCUCCCCACACACACGCACACACACGCACACACACACACACAUACACACACACACUGUGGGGCAGCCUGAUUGACAGACAGACAAGACGUACAGACAAAUGCAGAGACACAAAGAUGGACGAACAGAUCAAGGAGAGCAACACAAGGAUCCAGCGAUAUACAGGGAGACGUGAAGAGGAUGGGUAUAUGCCCAUGUGAGAGAAAAACAUUUCAAAAGAAAUGCAAUUAAAAAUGCAUUUCAUGAAAAGGAUAAAGUCGAUUGAAAAGCAGACCAGAUGACAAGCCAGAAGAGAGACUGAUUGAGGAUGGAGGGAUGAAGGACAUGAGGGAACGGUGUCCUCCUAGUGUGCCUUGGUGGACGUGCAGCAGUUCCUCAUCUGCUGCAAAUCCUGCAUCACAUCGGUUUAGAUUGAAACAACAUGGCUGACAUUGGAUGGAAGCGGCCGUAUUGUUUGGAAAUCUACUGCGGAAGCCAGACGAGAGAAAUCUGUACUUUGGAGACACGAGCCGGGGUCUCUUGGAGCCUCCGGUGUCCCUUACAGGCCUCUCCGGCCAUCUGCAGUCAGUCUUAUAUUUUCUAUGGUCUUUAAGAGGAAUAUAUGUAUAGAAAUCUUUUAUUCAAAUAGAAAGCAGUCAAGCAGUGCGAGGAGAGGGAGCAGGAAGACCGAGGCCUGGCAAAACCACAAGCGGAUUAGUGCGUCGCUGCACUUAAGAGUCAUAAAGCAGUACAAUAUCCACACCUUUAACAACAUUAGUAUUUCAUCCUAUGUUGGUUUAGGAAGUGUACCUCCUUAUAAAAAAUAUGAACAGUCCACAAUGUUUAUGAAAGGUUUAUUUUAAGAGUGACAGAAUGGAAAAAAACAAGGAGGAUCUCAAUCCAUGACAGCAAAGUGUCUUACUAAUGCUUUUCUUGCUGACGGUGCUCCCAACUCCUGUGGCAUCAUCAAGCACCAGAGCGAGAGUGAUUGAUCAAUGAUCUUUAGUCUUGCCCAUAGCGGUGGAGAGGUUUCAAAUGGACAGAAUUCCGAAUUUUCUUUACAUUCCGUGUCUCUUUGUUCCAAUAAAGCGACCAUAAAGAUGGUGGACUGUUCAUAUAUCUUUGUCAGCAUUGUUGUCCUCGCUCAAUUCCUCCAACCUUUUGGUACCCGAGUCUUGCUGAGAAAAGAUCAACUCAGAGGACGAGGUGUCCCUGUUCUCUCUCCCAGUCUGCCAGAGCCUCUUUGUGAUUGAUAACGAGGGGAAUGAUUUCGAUGGGACACUUGCCAAGAUUAGAGAAGGAAUAAAAAGCAGAAGAUGAAAAGAAUCUACCUCAGGGUGAAGUUACCUCAGUAUUCCUAAAUUUUCUUUGCUUGCUGAUAUUUUAUAUGAGACGAAGAAAACAAAAGCUGUUAGUCCUGAAUAUUUUUUAUUUUUUUAAGAAAAAAAAGGAAUAUUUUUUUUAGGUGUUGUUUUUUUUCCUCUCUCUGUUGUCGUGUUUUCGUGCUUGGAUGAGUUGAGAAUGAUGAGAAAGUGUGUUUUUCCAAGGAAAGGAUCGCUUCUGUGCCAUUUUGCCUUUGGAGAAGGAAACACGCGCUUUGUCUUCCUGACGUGUGAUUGGUGAAUACCUGCCAAUGGGGAGCCGUGUUCAUGUUUGUCUUCACUGUCGCCGUAAGCUCUUCAAGCGUCCUCGUGCAACAUGGGGGUUUUGGAUGCUUACCAGCUUGCCCUGUUGUACAACGUAUAUACCCCCCCAAGUGCCAAAUAUUACCCGGAGAUUUGAGGACAUGGGACGGUUUGUUUUUGAGCCACCUUCCAAGUAAACUUGGUAGGAAAUGUGCUGGUAGAUGAAAUGGAAUUGAAUCAUGCAGCAGUGUUGGAGAAUGAAGGUGCAUUAAUGGACCUACAGGACAUGCAAAGUCUCUGGACUAGUCAGAAGGUGAAUGUAUUACUCUGCACUGACACCUCCCAAGGCUCCCCAUUGGCAUGUGAGCGUGGGUGUGAUGGGUGUUAUUUUUUGUGAAAUCAGAAGAGAACCUAUGAUGUCUCCACUGAGGGGGUGGGGACCAUUCCCUUCGGCAAAAUGGGAGCAAAAACAAAGCAAAAGAUACAAUUUAAAACACACACAACAGCACUGUGUAUCUGUGUCAUCAGUCACAACACACAAGGUAACGAUUGUUUGAACCCGUAAGAAGCCUGAGCUGUAAUAUAACGGUGAAUUUACCACAAAACCAACUUUUUCUGAUUUAAAAAUGUAAAUAUCUUCUGAUUUCAUGAUUUCAGCCUCGCAAAUGUGAAUAUUUGGUCGACAUUCCACUUGGUGGUAAAUCCAGAUGCGCCUUGAUAAACAGAAGAUGAUAGACUUAUGGACUCUACGGUUUGGUGUGUCACAUGGUUCCACUUGUGUGUUUGUUUACAGCGCCACACGAAGGUGUGCCUUCUGUGUUACAUUAUUUUUACCCCGUGACACGUUCCCCGUCUAUUUGCUAAUCUGGCACAAUUUGGAUGCAAAUUGUUUUUCAAACCCUAAAGUCUGUCCGGAUAGGAUCUUAGAGACUUGGUGACUUUAUGUCCACUUUUGAGGACAUUGAAAGUGUCGCCAUGGCUUCUUAUGGGUUUAAGCAAGCGGUGACCCUAAUCUGGAAUUCAUAAUCUUUACAACGUUUAGCUUGAUGCCACCGACCUUCAUUGGAAAAUUGGAAAACCAAAGCAAACGUUUAGUGUGUGUCACGCUUCCAUUUUUCCGUCCGGUGGUGACAGUUUUACAACUUAUGUUGAAGUUGUCUGACAUUUGUUUCAAACUUCAACCUCAUUCUAAAAGCAGGGGUGUCCAAACUCUUUCCAAAAAGUUCUAAAAAAAAAAAUCCAAGACUGCAGCGUUCAGAUAUGUUAGACCAUAAGAGGAAAAAAACUUUUCAGUGUGUUUACAGGUGACAUAGCGUGUUAUUUGUAUUAACAUUUUAACUUUUUACUUUUUUCCUCCACUCUGUUGCGAGAAAACCAGAAACAAGCUGCGCCGCAUUUUGGACGCCCCUGUUGUAUAGCAUGGGGGUCUACCAUCGUAUUUAGGAUUCAGCCAUUUGGAAUACUAACAAAGUCUUUUUUUUUUUUUUAAAUGUCGUUUUCUUUCAGCAAGCUUUAUUGGGCAUGAAAUACUGUUGCACUAAUUGAGGUGAACUGUGGACAGCAUCAUCGUAUCCCAACUUGUCAACAAACAUCUAACACCAGAAACAUGAUGCAGAUUUUUCAAGAAAAGCAUAACGAGUGAAGGAGUGUCGUGGCAACCUUCAAUUCUUUCUUCUCCCCGGCAUCUUUCCGUAUGACUCAGUUCUCCUUGUUUUCAUUCUGCCAAGCGGGAUGAGACGUUUGAUUUUUUUUUUUUAAGGGGGGUGGAGUGGGCUGGAACACGUAGUUUCCAUGCCUUCUCUUCUGCUGGUCUUUUACUGUGUUGGCUUUGCUAUUUUCUGUUCAAGACGCUUUUGGAUUUCUUUCGUACUUUGUUUCCUCAUGUCUCAAGACGUGGUUGGAUUUUAUUUUUGAUUCCACAUAUUUUUUCCACCUCAAGCAACCAAGGCUAUGUCCACACCGACAAGGGGAAUUUAAAAAAAGGCAGAUUUUUGUAGGCAAUUAGAUUUUUUUGUUGAAACACAAACAGACAUUUUUGUCCUUAAAAACCAAGCCAUUGGAAGAAUUUUAAAAAGCAACGUUUUCAAAAACCUCAGCCUCAGUGUUGUGCUGUCACACGGGAAAUGUGAAAAAAGUUCCCCAUGACCGGCGUGGUGGAAACGUGCCUUGUUGAAAGCCUCUGCAUUGGUGUGGACAUGGUCUAAAUAUAAUGUAUGACUAACAUGUAGGUCUGUGCUUGGCAUAAGCAUGCCAAGCAAUGUCGACCCAGAUCGAAGCAAUGUAGACUCAGAUCUAAGCAGUGUAGACCCGGAUCUAAGAAAUGUAGACUCCGAUCUAAGCAGUGCACACCCGGAUCUAAGCAGUGCAGACCCGGAUGCAAGAAAUGUAGACCCGGAUCUAAGCAGUAUACACCCGGACCUAAGCAGUGUAGACCCGGAUCUGUUUAAAUCCAACAGAACAAGGUUGAGGGAUGAAAAGUGAGUUGCCACACAAAGAAAAUGAAGCGUCAAACUUUUCUGGAUUGUUGAAAGAACAUGGCGGUGUUUCUUGUUUACCUAGUCAAAUGCUAACUGACCAACAACCCCCCAAUACAGGAGGCAGUGUGGUUGCAUUUGUGUUGCUAUGGUAACAACUAUACACCUGCUAUAUAGCCAUGCAACCCUAGGAACGCCAAGUCAAAACAAGGGUGUCCUGGUUAUAAUAGCAGCCUUGAGCCUCCAACAUUGCGCGGAAGUCAGGAACAGUACCGCUGGAUUGGUGGUCCCCCUUUUCAAGAAGGGUGACAGGAGGGUGUGUUCCAACUACAGGGGGGGUCACACCCUUCAGAGAAGAGUACAGGGGCCUUAGGAUCUCAUCUCAUGAUUGGGUCCUUCAUUAGGCUGUGACCUUCAGCGGUUACUAGGGCAGUUCACAGCUUUGGCACCUCCAAAUCUAAAGCAAUGGUUCUCCGAUAUAGUACAUUCCUGCCCUCACCUGGGCGGGGUUGUGACCAAAACGCCAGAUGGUGGAUACAAGCAUUUCCUCCAUAGCCCUAAAACAUAGGGAGAGGAGCUCAGAGUAGAUCCACUGGCGGUGGACCGGGAAGUGACCGCAAAGUCUGGACUUCCUUUAGUUACCCUGGCAACACAAAUGCAACCAUGCUGCCCAUUGCAUUGGAGCCUGGAGCUUGUAUAAAGACAUAAAAGUAUUGAUACACAGCAUGCAAACUCAUUCUCGGCUACGUGGCAUAACGCUUCUUCAUCCCCUACAUUGCCUCCUCCACACCCUACCUUGAAUAAAGUCACAUAACUAGGACGCUACCUCAAAGCAAAACAAAAACUCAGCCAGAAGAUUGUUCAUUUCAGAGGAAUUAUUUCACGUAUAACCUAGCAAACCAUGGGUGACAGCCUUUCAAACAACAAGGGCUUUGACGUUUGCAGCAGGGGUGUCCAAGGUUUAACAAAAAAGAAAAGAAAAAAAAAAAUCGAAGAAUGUGGCAUAUUUUUAAUAUUGUUUAAAAGGCUAAAAACCAGUCCAAAGUAGCGCGGUUAAAAUCUAUAUUUAAAGGAAAAAAACACUGUUAUUGUGACAAAGUUUAUCGUUAUUAUUAGUUAUUAUAACUAUCAAUAUUAUUGAUUUCCUGUGGGCUGCAAAUGGUCCCCAGGCCUCACUUUGGACAGCCCUAGUCACCAACAUGAAUUUAGCAUGAAUAUUAUGUCAUGAUUUCACAUGCAAGCAAUAUUAAAUGAUGGCUGAGAGCCUUUGACACAAUUUAUUUUGCAGUUUGUAAAAACUAUUUCCAGCUUAGAAAUGACACUAUAAAAAUAUAUACUUCAACCAGGGGUGUCCUAACUUUUUCAACUGAAAAAUCAAAAGGACUUGGGGGUCAAUUUUUCAUUUGGUUUAAAAAAAAAAAAAAGAUGACAAAAACUAUGUGUUGAUUUUGUGUUAUAAGUGUAUUAUUAGCACUACUAGUCAUAAUAUUUUCUUCUUUACAUUAGACCAUUUUUGCUUAGUUUUCAUUUUCAUUCCUACAAUGUCCCCCAGGCCAAUUGCAAAACUAAAUAUGGGCCACCAAUGGCCCCCGGACCAUGGAUUGGACACCCCUGACUUAGCGCAUGAAACGACAAAGAAAAAGACAAGCAAGCAAGGUUGACAGGCGGUUCAGAGCACGUGAUGAUGGCACCCAGGAUUAUUUGGGCACUGAACAUCACCGCCCUCAGAUUAUAUUGCCCAGAAGCAAGGGGCCCCACAUGUAACGUAACAUGAAACUGUUUUGUUCAUCUACCUCUUAGGAAAAAAAAAAUAGGUGAAAGAUUUUUUUUGUGGGAAAAAAAAGUGAAAGGAAAUCGAGGAAAAUGAAUAACUGGUCUCUCAUAUACCGUCAUAGAUGGUCAGUUAAAUGCAGAACACUUUUUAU